This is a messenger RNA of Pyrenophora tritici-repentis Pt-1C-BFP, 447 nucleotides long. RefSeq lists its product as uncharacterized. Lineage: Eukaryota; Fungi; Ascomycota; Dothideomycetes; Pleosporales; Pleosporaceae. The record is from RefSeq and is a predicted model, not a curated record.
AUGCGCGAGUUUCAAGACAUCAGAUCCGAAGCGUGGCGGUACACCAUCGUUGACAAUACCAACCUGAGACGUAUUGAGACCUCGCUGGGCUUUCGCCUUUCCGACGAGUGGAUCUCACGCCAGCCAAAGCCAAACAGGUUCGUACGUCUGUAUGUUAGGUUCGACCUUAGUCAAUACCGCGCUCUUCCGAAGUCUAUCCGCUAUACGCAUGAUGCUGAACGUGAGCUUGGUGAUAAUUGGUACCCGGUAUUACAACUCCCAUACGAACUUCAGUACCAGGUCGCUUGUAUGUUGACGGAAUUCAAGAACCUAGAGUUUUCCCUCAACAGAGGAAACCGGCAUCUCUCGUCAUUUCUCUUCUGCUCGCGUCAUCGCGUGUUCUACAAAGUUACCCAGAAUGGCCAGAGUCUGUUGUACGGAUGGGUAGUCGACGUGGUCCUUUUGUAA